AUGGGUAAUAAAACAUUAUGUUGCUCUGGCUCUGAUCAUUUUGGAAGCAGCUCAAAAAUGAGUUUAUAACCUAACAUUGCUGCUCAUGCUUCAUUUGCUGGUUGCCAAAUUAACUUAAGUUAUAGCAAGCUAUUGUUUAAUGAAGAUGUCGACACAAUUGUUUUAAUUGUAAGCACAAGACUUAAAAUGGGAUAAAAUAUGGAGGAUCUACUUAAGUAUUCUAUAAUUAUUUAAAAUAGAAAAUAUGGAGGGUAGUCUGUAAUGAAUGAACUUAAAUAAGUACGUUUAAAUGAAGGUGGAAAACUUGAAUUAGGUUAAGUAGUGUAUACACAUGCAGGAGACGUAUAAAUAUAGACAUUAAUAAAAGAUGGACUUUGAUUAUAUUAUAUACACUGUGCUAUCAAGUGGAUGUGAAACUACAAUGAUGAUGCCGAAAAGUUCAUUUACUACUGAUGGUUCUACUGAUUUUUAACCAACAGAAUCUUUAUAAGAGGGUCUUAGGUAAUAAAUAGAUGGAGUUCAUAUAUAUACUGAUAAAAUGAUUGAUUCAUAAUAGACGCAUGAGAGAUAAAACAUUUAUGAAUGCAUGAUUAAUUGUCUACAAUUAGCAGCAAACUUAGGAGUCAAAUCAAUUGCAUUUCCAUUGUUGGAACCAUUCAAUGGACAUAUUUCUAAAUCUAAAAUAGCAGCAAUUAUGUUAUUUGCUAUUAAAUAGUUUUUAAAAGACAAUUCAAAAAGUUCUUUAGAAGAGAUCAAAAUUAGUUCUUAAGUAAUUUUAUCAAUUUUCUAAAUUUAGGAUACUUAAGUCAUUCGAUUAUUUAAAUAUAUAAUUAAUCAUAUAUUAUGUGAUAAUUCAGAAACAACAAUAGAUCCAAAAAAUAGAUCAGCAUUAAAAAAUAAAGACUUAAAGGCUAGUUCUAUAUACAGUAGUGAAUAUGAUGAUAAUGAAUAACUUGAUUAAAUGAAAGUUGAUGACUUAAUGAAAUUUUUCCACGCAUAUGAUGGUGGAAAUGAUACAAAUAAACGUAAAAGCUCUUUUUGA
Messenger RNA from Paramecium pentaurelia, 1042 nucleotides. The record is from the annotation of a GenBank genome assembly. NCBI's taxonomy places the organism in Eukaryota, Ciliophora, Oligohymenophorea, Peniculida, Parameciidae.